This is a messenger RNA of Pelodiscus sinensis (Chinese soft-shelled turtle), 3546 nucleotides long. RefSeq names its product raftlin, lipid raft linker 1 (gene RFTN1). Lineage: Eukaryota; Metazoa; Chordata; Testudines; Trionychidae. The record is from RefSeq and is a predicted model, not a curated record.
GCCGGGGGCCCGUGCGCUCUGGCCGAGGCUGCGGAGCGGGGCCGCGUGUGCCCCCGAGUUGGGAGGAAGAGGAAGUGCAGCGGCUCCGGCUCUGCGGAGCUGCCUGUCCCCGCCGAGGCGCCUCCCAGUCCCCGAAGCGGAGCCUCCCCCGGCCGCCUCCGCUCCCAUCUCCCCGGCGGCACAAACUUUCUGCCCUGCCAUGAGCCGGGCUGCGAGCGGCGGCGCCCGCGUGUCCCUGCCCGGGCGCUGAGCGGCGGAGCCUGCCGAGCCAGCCAGCUGCAGAGGAGCCCGCCCUAGCAGCUGUUGAAAUGGGUUGUGGACUAAACAAAUUAGAGAAACGUGAUGAAAAACGGCCUGGUAAUAUCUAUUCAACUUUGAAGAGGCCACAGGUGGAAACGAAGAUAGAUGUUUCAUAUGAGUAUCGUUUCCUGGAGUUCACAACUCUGAAUGAUGCUGAGCUACCAAGAUCCUCUGCAAUCAGGCUCUCUUCCUGGCGUGAUCUUCCAUCUCAGCUUCAAGAACUGUAUCAGCAGGGUUUCAUCUUGGCUGCUGUCCACCCUUUUGUGCAGCCAACUAAUGAAAAAGAAAGGACUCCGCAGGAACAAAUCUUCAGGGCUGUGCUGAUCAGGAAAACAGAAAGAUCUGUGAAAAGUGAUGUUCAAAGUGAAGGAUACACACUGGAGAUAGAAUCCUGCUUCUCCUCAGACCAACUCAUGGACAAAAAAAAGAUACCAGAUUUUAUUGAGAAAAUUCAAGAGGCAGCAAGUCAAGGCUUGAAGUUUGUUGGAGUUAUACUUCAGUACAGUUCCCAAGUGAGCCUGCAGGCCAGCACCACUGUGGCACCCACUGGUAACAAUUCUACACAACCACAGGAUGUAAAAAAUACAUCAAACUCUCCAGAGGAUCGUGCUUCACUAGAUAGGAAGAAAGUAGAUGGCGCAAAUGGAUGCAGUGCACCAGUCCCAAGUGAGGAAAACGCUGACCAGAGUAAAGAGCCCAUUGAGGAAGGAGGAGGGGAAGAACUAGAUGCUGGGCAUCUGAGCUUAAACUCUGCAGGAGAGAAUGGAGAGCAGUUUCAAGGAGAGAGUCCAAGCGUUUCACCAAGUCUCAGAGAAGCAACUGACAAGCAAGAAGGGGUAGCACAAAGUGACGCAGAGGCAUUGCGUGCAGAACCACUUACUGAAACAAUGGAAAUAUUUGCUAUCUUCAACAAGCCAAAAACCCAACAAAGAUGCUGCCAAUACUACAGUGUGAUGAUACCUAUGAAGAUCUCCAAAAACGGGCAGAUGGUCAACAACUUAGAAGCAAAUUGGCUGGAGCACAUGACAGAUCACUUCAGGAAAGGAGGCUUGCUGGUGAACGCCAUCUUCAGCCUUGGAAUGGUAAAUGCAGAUUCCAUGCAAGGCUUCACAGAUGGAGUGUUUGUCUUUGAAGAUCUUUCCAUGGAAGAUAAUAAAACUAUACGGGGCUAUGAUGCUAUUGUUGUGGAACAAUGGACUGUCCUGGAAGGAGUUGAAGUGCAGACAGAUUAUAUUCCACUGUUGAACUCUCUUGCAGUGUAUGGUUGGCAGUUGACUUGCGUGCUCCCUACUCCAAUUGUAAAGACAAACAGGGAGGGGAAUUUAGCCACUAAGCAGAUUGUCUUUCUUCAGAGACCCUCUCUACCCCAGAAAGCAAAGAAGAAAGAAUCUAAGUUUCACUGGAGGUUCUCCAAAGAAGAGAUGCACAACAAACAAACAAAGAAAUCUAUCAAGGCUAAACUAAGUUCAAGGGAGAAACAAGCAGCAGGAGAAAAACAGGAGUGUGAAGUUAUAGAGAACACAAGAAAUUUAGAAGUACAAUUGUCAACAAUUGAAAAUGUUGGGAAUUGCAAACCAGUCUUGAAUGAACAUCUAGAUGGUGUCACAGACGAGACAUCUGAGAUACAUGGGGACAAAGAAACAUCUAUUCAUGACAAUGAGGAAUCAGAAGAAAAAGGGCAACCAAGUCAUGACACUGAUCAAAAUGAAGUGGAAGUGUGUUUGAAUCACAAUGCUACAUUGAACAACUGUGAGGAUAAGAUAACACAUGAAGGAAGCUGUGUUCUAAUAACUGACAGUUGUGGUGGGGACUAUGGGGCAGGAUCCAUGGAUGUUUCCUGUGAUUAGUCACCUUCAUCUCAAGAUUACUGAAAGAGAUGCAGAUUUUUUUGUCAAACUAAAGAAUAAGUUUUGCUAAAUUGUAUUAAGCAACAAAGUUAGCGAGGACAAUUUUUAAUUUGGCUUUAUACAUGCCCUAUACGAUUUUAUUAUCUCCAAUGAACAUACACACGCAUUUUCAAAUUCCAACUAACUGUUAGGUCCACUUUUCCUCCCACAUAAGUUAAUGGCAAGAUUUUCUUUGGCUUUACUGAAAAUGGAACUGGCUGUACUAUUCCUUAGUUUCUAAAGGUACAGAUGAAAUGUGUUGUGAUAACCAAGCAAGGAGUGAAAAUAGAGUCAUGCUUAUUCUGUCACUCAAGAAAAACCACUUGUAUUUAAACAACUCAGUGCUGGCUUAACAAAAACAGGUUUGUAUCCAAUAUUUCAUAUUAGUUUAGGAGAAGCACUGUUGGUCACAUGUAUUAUAUAAUAAUUUUAUCAAAGUAUCAUUGCUGAAACAGUUAUUGUGCCAUGUUAUUUUGUCAUUGUUUUGUGUUGUUGAGAAAGUGGUGUUCGGGCUGGAAUUGGGAAGUUUGAUAAAGUGGCUGUAGCUGUAUUUAUCUUCCGUAAUAUAACUAGUCUUGACUUUAGUUAUUGCUUUACAGAUCUGCAAGAGUUAAGUAAACCAUGAAUAUUGUAGGCACGUGAGGGGAACCUGAUAGGGAAACAAACCUCUUGAUGAAUUUGUGUUGUGUGUUAAGCAGAUGGUUCUAACAGAAUGACCGUGAUUUCCAUUCUCUUAUUUUGGUGUACUGGAUUUUUAGGUUGCUAAUCAGCCCUUUGGCAAUACUUGGUGGGGUAUCAAGAAAAUGAAAACUGCAUGUAAAGUGUAACUCAUUAAUUGUACAUAUACAUAUAACACUGGAUACACUUGCCAUCUGCUAGCACUGCUAUUAUGUGAGUUUUUAUCAUUUAUCAACUGGAGUAGUAUGUUUCACAGGGAAAAAAAUUAACCAAAUAGCUAGCAGGCAAAUAUCAGUGAAAGCUGCUGAAUGACACUGAAGAAUAUAACCUAAUGACUAAAACCUUUCUUCUACAACAGGUAACCAUGUUUUUCAGCUGACAUACAAACUUUAUGAUGUAAAAUGGUCAGCAUUUUCAUGUUUGGAGGUAUAUUAAAAUCUUUAAAGUAAAAUAUAUGUGUAACAGGUUUUUUGGAUCAUAUUUGAAUCUACUCUUAAAAAUUGCAGUCUGCUUAAACUAUAACUUGUAGUAGUUUCUCUUUUCUUAAUAAGCAAUCCCCCUAAAGUUCUGGUUCACAGUUAAGCAUUCCUGUAUGGUGUUUUUAAAAAUACCUUCUACUUUUCGUUUUCUGUAAACAAACUAAUUCAAUAAACAACAAAGUUUUUUGACAUCUUAAAUGACU